AUGGAAAAUGCUAGUCCAUGCCAAAUCCGUCCUAAACGAACCCCGAAAAAGAACUUAAAUCCACUGCAAAAAGGAAUCAGGGAGUUUGUCACCAAUCAUCUCCCGCCGUCAUUACUAUCCCAGUAUGACCUAUCACUUGAAGCACUAGUUUCUUCAUUUCCGAAAAGAUAUACGGUCUAUGAGCCAAUGCUUCUUCUGCCGUUGAACGCGUUCACACACCCUCCCGCCUGGGGUUCGCUCUAUGAGAGUCUGUCCAACGAGCAGCGACAGCAUCUUUAUGGAUCCAUUGUUGAUUCAUUUGGUAGCAUGGGUGUAACGCAUGUUGCUAUCAAUGCACCGAUUGUACCUCUUGACUCUAGGGGAGAGGAGAACCGAAUGCGAAGUCCUGUGGGGUUAGUUCCCUUGCAUGGGGUCUUCGGGUGCACGCCUUCAGAGGACGGUGGAAAUGAUCGACCCUCGGAGACAGACUAUGGGCAAUCAUUCUGGGUGAAGACGGUACAAAACCAUGGGAUCGUCCAGAUCUGGGCUCCCCUGUACACCAUGUUUUCACGCGGUAAUAUUACCGAAAAGGCCCGUAUUCUGGGCCAUGGCUCUGUUUUUGAAGGCCUGGAUGAUGCCUCGCUUGGUGAAAGCAUUAAGGACAUUGCCGUAGUCGACAUGUAUGCUGGCAUUGGCUAUUUUGUCUUCUCAUAUUUGAAACGCGGAGUGCAAAGAGUUUGGGGGUGGGAGAUCAAUGCAUGGUCGGUCGAAGGCCUCCGGAGAGGCUGUGUUGAGAACGGAUGGGGCUGCAAGGUGUUUGAAGUGAAAAACAGUGGUCAGUUGAAUGUGCCAAUUUCAGAAGUGGUGGAUGGCCUUCGGGAUUCCGAUAGAGUGGUUAUAUUCCACGGCGACAAUCAAUUUGCCGCGCGCAUUUUGAGUGAAAUCCAGAUGAUUAUGGAGAGUCGAAAAGUGUGGAACAAUAUCAGACAUGUCAACCUGGGACUUCUACCGUCUUCUAGCUUUUCCUGGGAGAAUGCGUGCAAAGUUAUGGACAAAUCUAGAGGUGGAUGGGUCCAUGUGCAUGAAAAUGUUCACACCCAGGAAAUUGACAAGAAGAUGGGCGAAAUAGUGGGCAAUAUUGAGGAAUUUUGGACCCAGAGUCUCCCCAAGUGCAAUGACUUGAGGCCAAGAACUAAUUGCCUUCAUGUUGAGCAGGUCAAGACUUAUGCACCAGGCGUGAUGCACUGCGUGUUCGAUAUAAGGUUAUCACCCUACGAGAGUCUUGACAUCGGUGUAUCAUGA
Aspergillus ochraceoroseus IBT 24754 is the source of this 1281-nucleotide messenger RNA. RefSeq names its product tRNA(Phe) (4-demethylwyosine(37)-C(7)) aminocarboxypropyltransferase. The transcript has a single exon. NCBI's taxonomy places the organism in Eukaryota, Fungi, Ascomycota, Eurotiomycetes, Eurotiales, Aspergillaceae. Gene Ontology annotation, biological process: wybutosine biosynthetic process; tRNA methylation. The coding region runs from base 1 to 1281 and encodes 426 amino acids. Gene Ontology annotation, molecular function: S-adenosylmethionine-dependent methyltransferase activity; tRNA methyltransferase activity. The record is from RefSeq and is a predicted model, not a curated record. Gene Ontology annotation, cellular component: cytoplasm.